Clunio marinus is the source of this 1863-nucleotide messenger RNA. The record is from the annotation of a GenBank genome assembly. Lineage: Eukaryota; Metazoa; Arthropoda; Insecta; Diptera; Chironomidae.
UGAAAAUAUUUUUAAAAGUAAUUUGACUGAAUGACUAUUAUUUCAGCAUUAUGUAAGCAAUUACGUUUGAUUGGGUGAUAAUAAUCCUCAGUUUCCAAAUCAAUUUGAUUGCCUCUCAAUUUAACUGAAAAUUCAACUUUGAAUGCAUUUGUAAGGUUUUGAGAACCUUCAUUGUUGUUUCUUUUAUGUUUUGAUGUGACGUCACAAUAACUAAUUUUUCUUACUUUCCCAAGUUUAUACAAAUUACCCUCUAAACUUUAAUUUUCACUCUAACAUUUUAAAUAUAAGGAAAGUAUUAGUUGCGAAAACUUCUUAGAGGUCAUAGAUAUCGAUAUUCGUGUAACGUCAUUUAUUAACAGCACGUAAAAUGGAAGAAGAACUGAAAAGUUUGCAAUUGGAAUUCGAGUGGAUUUUGCAAAAAGAGGUUUUGUUAGUUCUUAAGCAACUUCAUGACAUUCUCGUGGAGUGUGCUCAUCGCUUCCCAGUGCCCUUAUAUGGAAAUGAUGGCAAGAAAGUCGAUAAGUUCGUUCUUACUUCAGCUCCCGAACAAUUAAAGGUCGUCGUAACAUUGACUGGUGACAGUAUUACUCACGCUGACAUCAGUUUUAAAGUUCAACGUCAACAAAAUGUGAUACAGCGUACGAGUAUAACUCAAGACUUUCCUUGGAAAAUUCAGCAAGUACAAGAUGCUGCCAAUCAUCUCCAACAAGCGAUUAAUCAUAUCGACAACGUCGAUUCGAACUACAACUUUAAAUCCUCGGAAGAAGUACUUCAUAUAUUAUCCAACAUUUUGGGUGCCUUGCAGCGAGGUCGAACAAGCUUAGUGGUACCGAAAAAGAAGCCGAUUGAUGAGUUAAUGAAAAGUCGUAACAUGAAGUCAUUAUCACCAAAUUUACCCGAAGAUCUUGCAUUGAGUUUCUACAUUCAAAGUCAUAAGUUAAUUUUUGCAACUUACCAAUUGACUAACAAUCAAGGGACGAUGAAAUUUGAGUCAACACAAGCGGAAUGUUCUGUUCCAUGGCUGAACGAAGUACUUGUUUUGUUCACCGUUGCGUUAACGUUAUGUCAGCAAUUGAAAGACAAGAUUUCAGUGUUUUCUCAAUACAAAGACUUCACAGUUGGAAACAACACAGCACUUUCAUACUAAUAAUGUGCAAUAAUAAUAAUAAUAAUAAUAAUAAUAAUAAUGAUGAUUGUUGUUGUUGUUUUAUGUUUUGUUUUUCUCUGUUCUUUGAAACGGAAUUUUCUCCUUCGUCUGUCACUCGCUAAAUCCUGCCUUAAUUGCUUAAAAAUUAAAUGGAUCGGGAUAAUAACAUAACAUUAAUUAGGUUUCAAUUUAAUUAAGUGGAUUUUUUUAUCUUAUAAAAAUCAUGGGCUGAGAAUGUGGCGAGAAAAACUUAUCUAGAAAAACAAAAGCAGUGAAAAGACAAAAUAAGAAUAAAUAAGUUUAAGUAGUGAAACUCUGAUAAGGAACGCUAAUAGUGUUAUAAUUAAGAUAGUUUAGAACAUGAAAAAAAGAAACAAACAAAUUCGCAUGCUACUUUCUCAAUUAUAUUGUUAAAAAAGGAUUUUUAGCGUUAGUUGUUGAAUGUGAGUAUAAUGUUACUAUUUGAUAAUAAAUAUGUUACUUAAAGUGCAUUACACAAUAAAGUUAAACUUUAUCUGUUUUAGUUUUAGACAAAUAUUUUCGAUUGUUUUCCCAACAUAAGUUGCCUCAUUUCUAUUCGAAGUUUACACGAAAUUUUUUAAAAUUUAUUUUAUUAAAAGUUUUCAUUUGAAGGUUACAGUCAAAGUUCUAGAUUUUGAGAAGCUUUAAAUAUUAUUUCUACAUUUAAUGUGAAAAGGAUACAAUUUGACACUUUA